AGUUGCACCUUUCAAAAUGACGGCGAAAGCAGCGCCAACAUGUAAAAUAUUUUCAUUCAAUGAUGUCAGAUCAACGCCGGACCCGAUUUUCGAAAUUGAUCCUGCGUGUUUACAGCCCAACGCAGUGCCUAUAAUCAUAGAUAACGGCUCUUUCCAAACCCGAGCCGGGUGGGCAUGCACAGCCGACCAACUCUCCGCACCCCUGCUACAGUUCAAAACCGUGGCGGCGAGGAGCCGCGGGGCAGCCCGCAGCGAGACGCAGAUCGGCAACGACAUCUCCAACCUCGAGCCUUUACGGUGGCUUCUAAAGAGCCAGUUCGACAGAAAUGUGGUGGUCAACUUCGAGAUCCAGGAGCUCAUGUUCGAUUACAUUUUCUUGCACUUGGGGAUCGGCACGGAGGGCAGCGUGGAUCACCCUCUGGUUCUCACGGAGGCGCCGUGCAACCCGCUUCACUGCCGGCAGAUGAUGUCGGAGCUGCUGUUCGAGUGCUACAGAGUCCCGCAUGUCUCAUACGGCGUGGACGCUCUGUACAGCUUCUGCCACAACAACAGGAAGCAGGGCAUGGAGCCCCCCCAGACCGGCCUGGUCAUCUCCUCUGGGUACCACUGCUCCCACAUCCUGCCCGUGAUCAACGGAAGGCUGGACGGGGGGCACUGUAAGCGGGUGAACGUGGGGGGCAGUCAGGUGGCCUCGUACCUGCAGCGGCUGCUGCAGCUGAAGUACCCGGGGCACCAGGCCGCCGUCACGCUCAGCCGCAUGGAGGAGCUGCUGCAGGGCCACAGCUACACAGCCGAGCACUACCACGAAGAGCUGGAGAAGUGGCGCAGUGGGGAGUUCUAUGAGCAGGAGGUGCACCGCCUGCAGCUCCCCUUCUCCUCCAAGCUGCUGGGCUCGCUGAGCGCCGAGGAGCGGCAGGAGAAACGCGCCCAGCAGCUGCGCCGCCUGCAGGAGGUCAACGCCCGCCGCCGGGAGGAGAGGCUGCAGCAGGACCAGGAGAGACUCGACACCCUGCUGUCUGUGCAGGAGCUCUGGGAGGACGGGCACUUGGAGCUGUUCCACCGCAGGCUGGUGGAGCUGAACAUGGACUCCGCUGAGGAGCUCCAGUCCUACAUCAGCAAGCUGAGUCUGGCAGUGGAGCAGGGCCGACAACACAUCCUGCACAGUGACACGGCCGACAGCAAGACCGAGAUGUCGGAGCUGGAGGAUGGGGACGGUGUGGCGGAGAUGGAACCCGAGCUCAGCGAGGUCACAGAGCCAGAGAAACCCUCAAACACCGUGCAGCCGGUGUUUAACAUGGCGGAGUACCACCAGCUGCUGGUGGGCACGGAGAGGCUGCGGGCGCCGGAGGUGCUGUUCCAGCCAGCGCUGAUCGGCGAGCAGCAGACGGGCCUCAUGGAGACGCUGCAGUUCGUGCUGGACAGGUACACUCCUGAGCAGCAGGCGGCGCUGGUGCGCUGUGUGUUCCUGACGGGGGGGAACGUGCAGUACCCCGGCAUGAAGGAGCGCGUGGAGAGAGAGCUGCUGGCCAUGAGGCCCUUCCAGUCCCACUUCCAGGUGUCCAUAGCGUCGAGGCCGGCGCUGGAUGCGUGGUUUGGGGCGCGUGAUUGGGCGCUGCAGACCGAGGUGGGGGGACCGGGCUGGGUGUCCCGGCAGGACUAUGAGGAGAAGGGGGGGCAGUACCUGAGCGAGCACUGGGCCUCGAACGCGGCGGUCUCCCUGAGGGUCUCCAAACCCGCCCCACGGGCGUCCGAGGUGCCGCCUGCUGGACCCGCUGUUGCCGUCGCCACGGCGCCCGUCGCCAUGGCGCCCGUCGUCACGGCGCCCGUCGUCACGGACGUAACCAUGGUCACCGCCCCGCCCCAGCCCCUCCCCCGGGUCCCCUCGGGGGCAGGACAGUGAUGUCAUUGCGUGAAAACAUUACUGAUGACAUCGCCCGGCGCUGUGUUGUUGGCCUGUUCCUGGUAUGUGUGUGAGAGAGUGAGAGAGAGAGUGAGAGUGAGAGAGUGUGAGAGAGUGUGAGAGAGUG
Conger conger (European conger) is the source of this 2027-nucleotide messenger RNA. RefSeq names its product actin related protein 5 (gene actr5). Gene Ontology annotation, biological process: regulation of DNA-templated transcription. NCBI's taxonomy places the organism in Eukaryota, Metazoa, Chordata, Actinopteri, Anguilliformes, Congridae. The record is from RefSeq and is a predicted model, not a curated record. The transcript has 9 exons. Gene Ontology annotation, cellular component: cytoplasm; Ino80 complex. The coding region runs from base 17 to 1900 and encodes 627 amino acids.